Molecule: messenger RNA, 1081 nt
Organism: Camponotus floridanus (Florida carpenter ant)
Lineage: Eukaryota; Metazoa; Arthropoda; Insecta; Hymenoptera; Formicidae
Exons: 5
Coding region: 1-942 (313 amino acids)
Source: RefSeq, a predicted model, not a curated record
AUGUCCUGCCUGAGUGCGCUAGACUCGCAGUUAGCGACCCUGCUCUCGGUGCCUGAGAUCUUGUUUCUGCGACACAGGGUGUUUCGCGAAUACGCUAAAAUUGCAGUCGGGCCGGACUUUAUCCACACGUUACCGUCCUUUGUAAUCGUGAUAGCUGUGCUGCUCGUCCUCUGGAAGAAUCCUCCGUCCUUCGCUUGGCUGAUGGAUCUCGUCGGCGUUCACUUCGCGACCUUCGUUUAUAAAAGUUUUCAGGUGUCAAUCAGCUGGUUCACGAUUACCGCGCUUUUAUGGUUAUGGCUGAUCCUUCAAAGGAUACUCUACUGCAGCGUCUGGCAUUAUUGGAGUUAUGAAACUGAGUAUCGAGAUAUUUCAUAUCCAUGGUGGCAACGUGUCUGGUCCUCGUACUAUCCUGCACCUACACAGCCGCCCGUGAUGUCGGCUUGUUUUAUCAGUUGGAUCAUCGCGAUGUCGAUCGGAAUAAUUGCACUAGGAUGCGCAAUAAACAUUGAUCACUUGAAAACUUUCGUUGAAAAAAUUUCAAAUAAACUUCGGAACGCUCUCGCGAUGACGAAAUCUUAUAUAGAAUGGUCACAAGAUAGAACGCAACAAAUACUUCUACUAAGUUCCGAGGCAAAUGCAGCAACAGAUGACAGUGAAAUGAGCUCAGUUUGCGACGACGGUCACUCAGAAAUAUCCACUGAUGCGAAUGCGGCACGAGGAGAUAUACGUCCGAUCUCUUAUGGAACAAAUUGGAUGCCACCGCCGAAUUUUUCUGCGUUCAAGGAAGCACAACGAAAAAUAUCUUUGAAAUCCUUUCACACAGUCAUGGGCGUGAACGACGUUCAGGAUCCCGACAAAUUCGCGGCCAAGCAAUUCCGACACCGACGUGGCUGUCACACAGUGAUACCGGGUAAUUCUAGCGAGCAAUCGAGUGGAUGUUGAAGAGACUAGUCACUAGCAUUCGUCGAAUGCUCACUAUAGAACACGUGCCUUCAAUUAAUCGCGAAUAACGCUAAUAUGAAAAAAUUUCCAUGAAGGCGACACGUCAACUUGCAUCACUGUAGAUGACGUUUAAUUUGAA